CUAAAAAGUUGGCAGCACUGUUUUGCUUUGCAUCUCUUUUUCACAUUGUUGUCAUUUUAUAUGUUUAAUUAAAAUAUAAAAAUAAAGAAAAACUGUAAUUGCUAUUUUGUCAGCAUGCCCAAAUACUACUGCGAUUACUGCGACACAUACUUGACGCACGAUUCGCCAUCUGUGCGGAAAACACACUGCACCGGCCGCAAGCAUCGCGACAAUGUCAAGUUCUACUAUCAAAAGUGGAUGGAGGAGCAGGCGCAGCAUCUGAUUGAUGCCACCACAGCUGCAUUCAAGGCGGGCAAGAUUACAAACAAUCCAUUUGCGGGUCCCACGCCGGGUAACAAACCCACCGGAGUUUCAAUACCGCCACCAAACAUGGGAGCACCACCGCGUCCGGGUAUGCCAAAUAUGCCGCCUUACAUGCCACCGAUGAUGAAUCCUCUAAUGGCACCGACGGGCAUGCGUCCGCCACCCAUUCUCAAUCCGAUGGCCAUGAUGGGUCCGCCACCGCCCCUGGGAACGCUUCCGCCCCCAAUGAUGAACGGACCGAAAUGAACUAAUGUAACUGAGCAAAUAUUGUAAUUAAGUAAAAAUAAAUACAUAGCUAAGUCCACUUGCAAAUGAACUAGAAA
This is a messenger RNA of Drosophila innubila, 626 nucleotides long. It is a transcript of the gene snRNP-U1-C, whose product is annotated as U1 small nuclear ribonucleoprotein C. Gene Ontology annotation, molecular function: pre-mRNA 5'-splice site binding; zinc ion binding. Gene Ontology annotation, cellular component: U1 snRNP; nucleus. The transcript has a single exon. The record is from RefSeq and is a predicted model, not a curated record. NCBI's taxonomy places the organism in Eukaryota, Metazoa, Arthropoda, Insecta, Diptera, Drosophilidae. Gene Ontology annotation, biological process: mRNA splicing, via spliceosome; spliceosomal snRNP assembly; mRNA 5'-splice site recognition. The coding region runs from base 115 to 549 and encodes 144 amino acids.